Messenger RNA from Coregonus sp. 'balchen', 1735 nucleotides. Lineage: Eukaryota; Metazoa; Chordata; Actinopteri; Salmoniformes; Salmonidae. The record is from the annotation of a GenBank genome assembly.
AUGGUUGACGGACAUCCACAAGGUAAUAAAUACCAUACCAAAUGUAACAUAUUUGAGUGUCCCGGAUUUUCGUUUACUAUGGUACGUCUACCCCUGAGUCCAGGUUGGCUUACAGGGUGUGGGGAGUAUUAUUUUUGAAUGAAACUCUCUUACCACUAAACAGGUGUAUGGGCAGUGUCUGGCAUCUAUCUACGUUGGAAUAAGUGUGGAACUCCGCAGCUAUAAAUGUACCAUCCAACAAGGUAGAGUCUGGUUAGUAGGGUUUUGAGUUUUUCCUGGUCAGGUCAAUAGGUCAGGGAAAAUAUACAGUAUGUACUGUAACCACAAAACCCCUUCAGUUGAAUGACCUACUGUGUAUUGUUGCUUUAGUUUGACUAACCUGUAGUAAUGACCUAUAGUAGUGAGCCCUUACCUUGUGUCCAGUGCCUGCCAUGGUCAUCGUCAACACGUGUCCAGACUGUCCAACAGUAGAGCACCUGGAUGACCCCAUCAUAGCGGAGACGGCCAAUCUGUCCCUCCAGACAUAGAACAGAAAGAGUCGCCUCCCCAACUACUUCACCCUCAUCAACCUAACAGGAGCUAGCAUGCAGUUCAUUCUAUGUUGUAUGGCAGAUAUGCCAAUUUUGCUAUUGAAAUAAAAUGUAACUUUGCUGUUGUCUUGGAGAGGAGUAGAAGGCACUCAACCAACAUGAGAUGAGGUGCAACCAAAAAUCAUAAAAGCAUUUGAAGGGAAUAGAUGUGACUCUCGCUCACAAUUAAAAACUUGAUGUUGUAACAACUAUUUCAAGUUAAAAUCACUUUGCUGUCAUCUUCACAGUGGGUUGACCAUUCAAGAGAAGGUCUCUGCUAAGGACAAUCCUGACGUUGAUCUGACCCAAUGUAAAAUGAUGGACUGUGAAUUUUUAAUGGAGUACAACACUACAGCAACACACUGUCUAUCACAUUCUGAAAUAGGUAAAAAGGGAAAACCAACUGGUCAAAAUUAUGAUUUGUAUGUGGCAAGCUGGCAGCUAUUCAGUGGAGGAAAGUAGCCUACUGUAGACCCACAUCAGCCUCACACCAUUCUCAGUGAUUUCACUAUGUCAUCAUAUCCAGUUUCUCUGUUUGACCAAUCAUAUUCCGUGUUCUGUCCCCUAGCACAAGGGCUCUGCACAGGCUUUCACACCACUCUGGAUGAUGGCACAUUUGAUACCAAACUUCCCAUCGAGGUCAAGUGUGAAAUCUUUGAACCAGAGGUAGGAACCUUCCACAACAGUGCCAUCACUGCCAUGCCAUGAUGAAACCUCAGUAACAUAGAGACAGCACAGUAGUAACCUCAGAAAUAGGGCAGAUAAGACCCCCCACAAUGCAGGCUUUUGUUCCAUUCCUGAUCUGACUAAAUUGUGAUGUAAAUUCAAGACCAAGACUAGGUCUAGGUCUAGGGGUAGGGGAAAGGGGUUGAUCUCGGAGUGGGCAUAAUGUUCUGAUUGUCCCAUUUCAUAAGCACUUUACAAAUAAAGUUAUUAUCAUUACUAUGUCCAUCUCCAAGGCUGCAAAGGCAGAGGAAGCCCAUGCUAGAGAAGACAGUGGGCAUCAAAGUGAUGAUGAGAACCAUAAACAUGCACACACACACUGCUUGCUGUGGGGUCGUGGUGGCCUUACCUCCCCCUCAUGUGCCACCACCUCAAAGAGCCUCACCAGCAGCAAGCAACUGUCCAGGCAAGAGAAAAAACAACCUGGGACUGGACAGGUUUAA